GGCACAGCCCAGUUCCUAAAGAAAUCAGACCAAAGGCCAAAGGAGUACUCUCAGAAAGGACAAAGCCUUUGAACAGAUCCCAGAUAAAGCUUGGAGAGCUCAAGAUGCAGAGAGUGGAGCUUGAAAUCCAGCAGAGAUGUGCCCUUAAACUCCAGGGGCAGCUAGAAGGCAGCAAGCUCAGAGGGCUCUGUGGGUGCUGGCACCUGUGUCCUCACCAGCCUGGGAGUUUUGAGGGGUUCUCUUUGGAUCCCACUUCAGAACACCAAGUAAUGUUGACCUUAAAAAUAAAACAGUUGUUUUUCUAGCAAAAAUGGGUCAAUUCUAGAACAUCAGAGAAUUGCCUUUUGGGACAAGCAUGCCACGGCAAAAAAGCAUAGGCAAGUCCAACAACACAAGGAAUGUUAUUUUAUAGGGAAGAAGGAGGAAGGUGAGAGGGGUUAUUUUAAAUAAAUGCCUAUUGGAGAAAAGAGACAGCUUAGGGUGCUGGUGGUUUCUCAUUGGCUGAGUUGCUGGGGUAGUCAAGUUCUUGGACGGGGUGCAAUGUACAUCUUUUCUUGUUGGGGCCUGUGACUGAUGAUUCUUUCCUGUUGAUGAUUCUUCUGUUGUGAUCUGUAGUUGACAAUUCUUCCUGUAGUUGAUGUGGAGCGGUACUGCUGAGAGCUGCCCUUCUGUCCUCUGGAUCCAUUAAGCUGGGCCCUUUCCUGGGAUUGUGGACGUUUCUGGAGCUGGAGGUGGCCUUCCAGAAUAUCGAGCUAGUCUGCUGGCUGGGAAAGGUUUUGCUGUGAUGUCUCUGGCCUAUUAUAACUAUGAAGACCUCCCCAAGGGCAUAGAGAACCUCCACCUGGAGUACUUUGAAGAAGCUGUGAACUACCUGCUUCAUCACCCUCAGGUAAAGGGUCCAGGAGUCGGGCUGCUUGGGUUUUCCAAAGGCGGCGACCUCUGCCUCUCCAUGGCGUCGUUCCUGAAGGGCAUCACCGCGGCCGUCAUAAUCAAUGGCUCUGUGGCCAAUAGCGGCGGAAACUUACACUACAAGGGUGAGACACUGCCGCCUGUGGGUUUUGACCGAGGUCGAGUCAAGGUGACCAAAGAUGGCUUAGCAGACAUUUCGGAUGCCCUGAACAGCCCUUUGGAAGGCCCUGACCAGAAGAGCUUCAUUCCCGUGGAAAGGGCUGAGUGUGCCUUCCUCUUCCUUGUGGGUCAGGAUGACCACAACUGGAAGAGUGAAUUCUAUGCGAAUGAGGCCUCGAAACGCUUGCAGGCCCAUGGUAAGCCGAAGCCCCAGAUCGUCUGUUACCCCGGGGCGGGGCACUACCUUGAGCCUCCUUACUUCCCCUUGUGCCGGGCCUCCAUGCACGCCUUGGUGGGCCGCCCUGUCAUCUGGGGAGGGGAGCCCAGGGCUCAUGCCAGGGCCCAGGUGGAUGCUUGGCAGCGGCUCCAGACUUUCUUCCACAAACACGUGGGUGGGAAGAAAGGGUCGAUCCCAUCCGUGCUGUAGUCUUUCAUCUGACUGUGUGGCAUCUCUGAUGCUACUCUGUCCUGGGAACAGCUGCCACAAGUAGUGUAUAUGUGUCGCUGUUUUCUUUUCAAUAAUUUCUUAGAGUUUUUCCCCUUCAGUAUUAAAGUGAACUUACCAGGAACUUUUCAAGAUUUUUAGAAAUUACAUACUUUUUCAGUUGUUUGGGAGGAGAGUUAUUCUACAGAAAACACAACACGUGGAGAAAGCAUGCCCUUUAGUAUCUAACAACACAUAACCAACAAGGCUUUAGCUCUGAAAUGAAGAGUCGUACCUGGUAAACAAUUCCUGCUAGGUAAUUGUUUGAAUUGUUUAUUAUUGAACUUGCAAUUAUAUACUAAUUUAUUAAUAAAUAAAUGGUUACCUACUGUAUAUGAAAAUCUUAUGAAAUAUUAAAAAUAUCAGAUUUGAG
Molecule: messenger RNA, 1925 nt
Organism: Hippopotamus amphibius kiboko
Lineage: Eukaryota; Metazoa; Chordata; Mammalia; Artiodactyla; Hippopotamidae
Product: acyl-coenzyme A thioesterase 1-like
Exons: 3
Coding region: 785-1495 (236 amino acids)
Biological process (GO): acyl-CoA metabolic process; fatty acid metabolic process
Molecular function (GO): fatty acyl-CoA hydrolase activity
Source: RefSeq, a predicted model, not a curated record